This is a messenger RNA of Stomoxys calcitrans (stable fly), 2188 nucleotides long. It is a transcript of the gene SrpRalpha, whose product is annotated as signal recognition particle receptor subunit alpha homolog. Gene Ontology annotation, molecular function: GTP binding; GTPase activity; ATP hydrolysis activity. The coding region runs from base 102 to 1958 and encodes 618 amino acids. The transcript is spliced from 3 exons. Gene Ontology annotation, cellular component: endoplasmic reticulum membrane; signal recognition particle receptor complex. Lineage: Eukaryota; Metazoa; Arthropoda; Insecta; Diptera; Muscidae. Gene Ontology annotation, biological process: SRP-dependent cotranslational protein targeting to membrane. The record is from RefSeq and is a predicted model, not a curated record.
AAUCCAGAAGAAAAAUACGGUAUUCAUUCUUGGUACGUAUCACCACGUAUCCACGUAUCAACGUACGUUUACUUUCCUUUCUGGUGUGUUGGAAGACAGAAAUGUUAGAUUUCGUGGUGGUCUUUAGCAAAGGUGGAAUAGUAUUGUGGAAAUGCAACUCCACUGGAGAGAACGUAACACAAUGUAUCAACAACCUUAUUCGUAGUGUUAUAUUGGAAGAACGGAGUACAGAGUCAAAACACUAUGAAGAGGACAACUUAGCAUUACAAUUUAAGUUGGAUAACGAGCUUGACUUAGUUUACGCUGUUGUAUAUCAAAAGGUCAUAAAACUAUCAUAUGUAGAUGGAUUUUUAAGCGAAUUGCAAUCUGCAUUCAAGGAUAAAUUCGGGGAGCUGCUUACAUCGUCUCGACGUUUUAAGGCAAGUUAUGAAUUCGAUCGUGAAUUCCGAGCUACAUUGGCGGCUGCCGAGAACUCGGCCAAGCAAAGUAGUAAAGCCCCCAAAGCUAUGCGGUCCUUUAAUGAAUCGCUCAAAUCGAAGAAAACCGUGGCUUCCCUGAUUGAAAGUAGUAGCGACAAUAAACAAAAGGACCAGGCUAAAAAGGUGAACAUUAUAGAAAGUCCUAAGCCGACAACUGCAGACAAAGAAAUUUCCAAUGCUGAUGUUAUAUUGGAAAAUCGUAAGAAGUUAAUGGGCAAAAUGGCAGGAAAGAAAAGUCCUUCGGAAAACAAAAACAAAUCUGAAAAAGAAAAGGCUGGUAAAAAGCCAAGAGUCUGGGACUUGGGAGGAAAUUCCAAAGAUGCUGCUGUUCUGGACCGAUCUAAAGACCAGCCGGAAGACGUACAAUAUAGAAAUAUUCAAAACGAUAUCGUCGGUACCAUGCACGGCCGCAUUCGAGAUUUAGAGGUUGAAAGUGAUGAUGAUGACGAUGAUGCUGGUUAUGAGGACAAGGAUUUUGCCAGCUUCCCAGCAACUAAGACAGACAUAAAAAAGAAAUCAGGUAUUUUAUCCUACUUCAAGGGUUUCGUUGGUGGCAAAACAUUGUCCCGCACGGAUCUUCAGCCAGCUUUGGAGAAAAUGCGAGAUCAUCUCAUAUCGAAAAAUGUUGCUUCUGACAUUGCACAUAAGCUCUGCGAUUCCGUGUGUACAAGCUUAGAGGGGAAAUCUGUGGGAACUUUUGACUCUGUCGCAACAAUGGUCAAAGAAGCUCUAUCCACAUCUUUGGUACGCAUCUUAUCUCCCAAACGACGCGUUGAUAUUAUACGUGAUGCUCUGGAGGCGAAAAGACAUAAUCGUCCAUACACUAUAAUUUUCUGUGGAGUCAAUGGCGUGGGAAAAUCCACAAAUUUAGCCAAAAUAUGUUUCUGGUUAAUUGAAAACGAUUUCAAUGUGUUAAUUGCGGCUUGCGACACCUUCCGUGCCGGUGCUGUUGAGCAAUUGCGUACGCACACGCGUCAUUUAAAUGCUCUUCAUCCUGCGGAAAAACAUGAUGGACGUACCAUGGUGCAGCUUUAUGAAAAAGGUUAUGGCAAAGAUGCUGCGGGUAUUGCAAUGGAAGCAAUUAAGUUCGCCCACGACACUCGUGUUGAUGUUUGUUUGGUGGAUACAGCUGGUCGUAUGCAGGAUAAUGAACCUCUUAUGCGUUCCUUAUCGAAACUGAUUAAAGUCAAUGACCCGGAUUUGGUGCUUUUUGUUGGCGAAGCUUUGGUGGGUAAUGAGGCGGUGGAUCAGCUGGUCAAAUUCAACCAAGCCCUUGCAGACUACUCUUCCGAUGAGAAUCCUCACAUCAUCGACGGCAUUGUACUUACAAAGUUUGAUACCAUAGAUGACAAAGUCGGCGCGGCCAUAUCAAUGACAUAUAUUACUGGACAACCCAUUGUGUUUGUUGGCACUGGGCAAACUUAUUCGGAUUUGAAGGCGAUCAACGUUAAUGCCGUUGUGCACUCACUCAUGAAAUAGUUAUUAGGAUACAUUUUUGAAUUGUCAUGCAUUUUUUUUGUAGUGUUUUGUCCCGCACAUUCUUUUUUCUAUUUUUGUUUUAUGUGUUGUUCUCCGUUAACUAUAAUCCUAGUUUUGUUUCUUCGUUAAGACUUAGCUCGAGUUAUGGAACUUUUGUACAUUUAUUAUUGAAAAUCUUAAAAUUAUAAAUAGAUAUUUUUCUUAAAAAAUAUAAAACAAUCCUAAAUUGA